Rhododendron vialii is the source of this 1989-nucleotide messenger RNA. RefSeq names its product SWI/SNF complex subunit SWI3A. Gene Ontology annotation, molecular function: zinc ion binding; protein binding. The record is from RefSeq and is a predicted model, not a curated record. The transcript is spliced from 7 exons. Lineage: Eukaryota; Viridiplantae; Streptophyta; Magnoliopsida; Ericales; Ericaceae. The coding region runs from base 92 to 1825 and encodes 577 amino acids.
CACAUGGAGCUCCCUUCCCUGUCUCGUUCUCUCGUACCAUUACUAGAGCGACACAGAAACAUAACCCCUGACUCGACUCCUUGUCCGAAAAAUGGAGUCCUCCUCACAUCCUCCACAACAAGACCCCUUCAGUUUAAAACCCCCACUUCCCGCCGACGUCGAUCUCUACACCAUCCCUUCUAACUCCAGUUGGUUCUCCUGGAACGAUAUCCACGACACAGAGAGGCUCCACCUCCGCGAAUUCUUCGACGGGGCCUCAAUCACGCGAACCCCCAAAAUCUACAGGGACUACAGGGACUUCAUCAUCUCCAAGUACAGAGAAGAUCCUUCCAGGAGGCUCAGCUUCACCGAGGUGCGUAAGUCGCUCGUCGGCGACGUCUGUUUGCUGAGAAAGGUGUUCUUGUUUCUGGACAAAUGGGGUUUGAUCAAUUUCGGUGCACCGUCCGCCGCCGCCGCAGCGGCGGCCGAGGGUGAUUUGGGGAGGUUGAAGGUUAGGGUUGAGGAAGGGGCUCCGAGCGGGGUCCGGGUCGUGGCGGGUCCGAAUUCGUUGAAGCCGGUUGGUGUGCCGGUGCCGGGGCCUGGGGGAGUGGGUGGUGAUAAGGGUGGUGGGGAAGUAGUGGGUAAUGGGUUUAAAGUGUUGCCUCCAUUGGCUUCUUAUAGAGAUGUUUUUAGUGAGGAGAAUGGGGGAUUUUGUAGGGGUUGCAAAGAAAGGUGUGAGAAUGGACAUUAUGAAUGCGCAAAGGAAGGAAGCUUCAUCAUUUGUGUCAAGUGCUUCAAGAAUGGAAAUUACGGGGAGAACAAGUCUGCGGGUGAUUUCAAAUUCAUUGACUGCAUUCAAAACAGUGGAAAUCAUGAAGCUGCUUGGACUGAAGCUGAAACUCUACUUCUCUUAGAAUCUGUCUUGAAGCACGGAGAUGACUGGGAUCUCGUCGCUGAAAAUGUUAAAACUAAGACUAAAGCAGAUUGUAUUUCGAAGCUGAUACAACUGCCUUUUGGGGACCUUAUGUUGGGAUCUGCCCACAGAAAUGGUAGGUUGUGGGAGAAUGAUGGUAACUUGAGCGUUGUCAAACAAGGACAAGUAGCUUCAUCCGAGUCUCAUUCUGAAGAGAAUGUCAAAAGAGAGGAUCAAUGCGAGGAUGUUAAAAAUGAGAGCAACCAGAAUGGAGAUGCUGAGAACCAAGUUCCUCCAUUAAAGAGAAAACGCACUACACCACCUUCUGAUACAGGCAAUUCACUGAUACAACAGGUAGCUCUCUUAUCUUCGACGGUUGACCCACAUAUCACAGCUUCUGCUGCUGAGGCUGCUGUUACGGCACUCUGUGAUGAGUAUCAAUGUACAAGAGAGAUAUUUGACGAUGAUGAUAAUGAAAUUGAGGAAUUGGGAUCUUCUCCCCAGAAUAACAAGAAAGAGAGAGUCCUUCAGGUUGAUGGUCCAGAGAUGGAGGGAAACCCCACUGAAUCAGAUUCUCAGGGAACAUCCACUGUAAAGAAUGCUAUACCUCUGACUUUUCAAAUGAGAGCUGCAACAGCAACAGCUCUUGGUGCUGCUGCUGCUCGUGCCAAGCUAUUGGCAGAUCAAGAAGACAGGGAAAUAGAGUGUUUAGUUGCAACCAUUAUUGAAACACAGAUGAAGAAGUUACAACGUAAAAUCAAGCAUUUUGAUGAGCUGGAGCUGAUAAUGGAGAAGGAACAUACUCAACUGGAGGACCUGAAAGAGUCUCUCAUAGCAGAACAUAUGAAUGUUUUACAAAGGGUAUUCAGUUCUGGGAUAUCUAAAUGGAGGGAUAAUACUUCUGUAAAACCUCAGUUGGAUAUUGUACUUUGAUUAAUUUUAGCUUGAAAAGUAUUUUAGUUGUUAGGAAGAAAUGAGGAGGAGAUCCAACAUAAACUUGCUUGGCUUCCGGUGUUUGUAACAUGGACGGUUCGUUCUUGAGUAGAUAGAAACUUGCUUUCAGUUCUCUAAUCAAUUUCUGAACUAGACAUUCUUCC